Parascedosporium putredinis is the source of this 3006-nucleotide messenger RNA. The record is from the annotation of a GenBank genome assembly. Lineage: Eukaryota; Fungi; Ascomycota; Sordariomycetes; Microascales; Microascaceae.
AUGGCGGAACCCAUCAUCCCCAUGCCUCAGGCAAAGCAGCCACCCAAAAUUCCCCAGGAUGUUUCCGAAGUAGCGUCCAUGGUCAAGAGCCUUGACAAGGGCAGGAAUCCCACCAGCAACGGCAAGAAAUCAUUCAAGGUGAAGAGGAAUACCUUUGAAGUUGCCAACUCCCCAGACGACAUCACGGUAGAUUCUUGGAAGUUCUCCGACUGGGACUACAAGCGGAGAGACCUGCCCACGUAUGCCCGCGGCCUAUUCACCACUAGGAAUCGUCGCAACGAGCCCGAGAUUGCUGUUCGCGGCUACGACAAGUUUUUCAAUGUCGGCGAGGUCAACGAGACCGAGUGGAAGAAUAUCCUCGAGCAGACGCGGGGCCCUACGAGCUCACCCUCAAGGAGAAUGGCUGCAUCAUCUUCAUCUCCGGCCUUGAGGAUGGCACGUUACUCGCAAGACGAGGGGGCCCUCGCCGCCGAGCUUCGCCGUCGAAAUGUGACUGCGGUCGCCGAGCUUUGCGACGACGCCUUCGAAGAGCAUAUUCUAGCCUACGGAGAGGACAAGGCGGGACUGUACUUGCACGGAAUGAACCUGAAUCUCCCCGUCUUUACCACGUACACCAGCGACCUGGUGCAGCAGUUUGCGGAUGACUGGGGCUUCCGAAAGACGGGCCUCAUCGUCAUGGAGGAUGUCAACGAGGUCAAGAACUUUCUCGAAAAGGUCGCCGAGUCCGGUGCCCACGACGGCCGCGAUGUGGAGGGCUUCGUCAUUCGGUGCCAGCGAUCCUACAACCCCGCCGCCACGCCUUAUCAGGAUUUCUUCUUCAAAGUGCACCAAGGCGUUGAUUUCUGGGAAACCUCCCCGGUUCAAGAAGCACAAGCGGAUCACGGAAGAGUAUCUUUGUAUGCCCGGAAGCGCCUCGCCGCGGACCCCAAGCUCGGCAAGCUGUACGUCCAGAACCACGGCAUUAUCGGCCUACGCGACGACUUCCUUGCGUUCAAGCAGAUCAACGGCGCGGAUGCUGCCAACUUUGAGAAUCAGACAGGGGAUGGCGAGGGUUCCCCCUCCAUCGGAGUAGACAAGGAUGUGAUCCUCGUCCCCAUCGCUACCAUUGGAUGUGGCAAGACGACUAUCGCGCAGGCCCUACUGGAAACCCGCGCUGCCGUGAUUGCGGAUAGAAAUAACGCAGCCAGGAUGGAGAGGCGCCAGAUCAUCACGGACGUCAAGCUGCAACACCCGAGCGCGAGGUUGGUCGCCCUUCAUUUUGUCCAUACUCCAGAUACCAUGGACAAGAUUCGCGAGGUCACUCAGGCUCGCGUCAUCGAGCGCGGCGACAACCACCAGACAAUCCACGCCGCGACCGAUCAAGCCAAGUUCAUGCACGUGAUGGAGGGAUUCCUGGAUCGCUUCGAGCCGUGCAACGCCUUCUCCCCGCCCGACGACGGCUUCGACCACGUCAUCGACCUGAACCCUCUGGUUGACAGCCGGCAGAAUCUCGAGGUGGUCGUCAAGCAGCUUCACCAGUGGUACCCCAGCCUCGUCAAGGACAUGCCGAGCGCGGAACGGUUGGACGAGGCCAUUGUCGCCGCCAUGGGGUAUAAACCUGACAUCAAGCACACCAUCCCCGACCGCGGCGGGAAGAGCAAGCCAUUUGGGCGCGGCGGGCAGGCGCAGCAGCAGCAGCAGGACCGGCAGGAAAAGAAGCCGCUCGAGUACAUGGCCGUACACCUCCCCACGCGGGAGGUCAACGACAUCCUGGAGAAGGCAUUUGUCGGCCAGCCUCCCGAGGCGGCCAAGUUUUACAGGCAGCUGAAGCAGACUCGCCGGGUCCAGGCCAAGUUUCACGUCACCCUGAUUCACCGCGCGUCCGCGAAGCAGCACCCGGAGCUGUGGAAGAAGUACAAUGAUUUAUACGAGGAGGCCGAGAAGGCUGGAAGUGGCCAAAACAAGCUGGGCGAGUGCGAUGUUAUGCUCGAGAGGAUUGUCUUUGACGACCGCGUCAUGACCUUUGUGGCCCGCCUGAUCAAUGACGAGUGGAAGACGUCCAACACGGUCGCCCAUGUGACGAUUGGCACCCGAGACUCUUCCGUGAAGCCCAAGGAGAGCAAUGAUUUGUUGGCCAAGUGGCUCGAGGACGGCGCCGGCGACGGCAAGAUUCACGACGUGGUGCUCGAGGACAAGCCUACGCUCAAGGGCCCCGUCCGCCCGCCGCCCCGACACGCGCCAGGCCCAGCUCAUCCGCUCGUACACGGCCCUUCUGCGCUCGACGCCCCUGCUGCUUUUUUCCAGCAUAAUAACCUCACGGCCGUCGAGUGGAUCGCCGUGCGGCGCGAGCUCAAGACGGCCCUCGCCGCCGUCGCGCCACCGCUCCAGCAACAGCAACAGCAACAGCUAGGCGAAGGACAACACGUUGAUCUAGCACCGCACGUCAGGCUCGAGGUCCUACGCUCCCGCAUGUUCGACGUCGCCAUGAAGAUUGACGAAUUCUUCGAUCCCGCCCUCGCGGCCCGCGACCCCGCCACGCCUCGCACCGACCGCCACGGCCCUCUGGCCGACGGCAAGGGCAUCGAUCCCGCGAACAGCACCUACGCCCAGCUCUCCCCGCUCAUGUCCGGCCCCGUCGCCGCCCUCGUCUUCCCCGCCGUCUCGCCCCCGCACCUCGCCGCCGCGUUGUCCGUGCUGGCCCCGACGCCGGGCCUCUUCCCUGCGCCGCCUAAGAAGAAGAACCCGGGCUACUAUGAUCCCGUCGUCCAGGCCGCCCUCGCCAAGCUCCUCCUCGUCGGCGGUCGCGUCGAAGGCAAGGUCUUUGAUGUGGAUGGCAUCAAGUGGGUGGGCGGUAUCGACGGUGGCCUCGACGGUCUUAGGGCCAGGCUUGUGGCUAUGCUCCAGGGCGUCGGCCUCGGCUUGACCAACACCCUUGAGAGCGGAUCCAAGAGCCUGUGGCUCUCGCUCGAGGGCAGGAAGCUUCAGUUGGAAGAGGAGCAAAAGGGCGAGCAGAAGCAGGAGAGCUAA